Neltuma alba is the source of this 977-nucleotide messenger RNA. Its product is annotated as truncated transcription factor CAULIFLOWER A-like. The record is from RefSeq and is a predicted model, not a curated record. Gene Ontology annotation, cellular component: nucleus. Gene Ontology annotation, molecular function: RNA polymerase II transcription regulatory region sequence-specific DNA binding; protein dimerization activity; DNA-binding transcription factor activity. Gene Ontology annotation, biological process: positive regulation of transcription by RNA polymerase II. Bases 47 to 793 code for a protein of 248 amino acids. The transcript has 8 exons. NCBI's taxonomy places the organism in Eukaryota, Viridiplantae, Streptophyta, Magnoliopsida, Fabales, Fabaceae.
UUCCUUUCUUCUCUCUCUGACAAUAAUUGAGAAGAAGGAGAAGAAGAUGGGAAGGGGUAGGGUCGAACUGCGGCGUAUUGAGAACAAAAUCAGCCGUCAAGUGACGUUUUCAAAGAGGCGAAGUGGACUGUUCAAGAAAGCUCAAGAAAUCUCUGUGCUAUGUGAUGCUCAAGUUGCUGUGAUUAUCUUCUCCACCAAAGGCAAGCUCUUUGAGUUCUCCUCUGAUUCCAGCUUGGAUGGCAUUCUGGAACGAUAUGAGAGACAGACGCACACAGAACAACUUGCUGAAGCUAACAUCGAAUCUCAGGGAAACUUGUCCUUGGAGUUCUACAAACUUACCACCAAGGCUAAAAUCUUGGAGAAGAACAUUAGGAACUAUGGAGGACAUGAUCUUGAUAUCUUGAGUUUGAGAGAGCUUCAGAACUUGGAGCAACAGAUCGACACAGCUAUGAAGCGUAUUCGAACAAGAAAGAACCAAAUGAUGAAUGAAUCCAUCUCGGAGCAUCAGAAGAAGGCAAGGGCAUUGCAGGAGCAAAACAACAUAUUAGCAAAGAAGGUAAAGGAGAAAGAAAAGACACUGACUGAAAAUCCCCAGAAGGAGAAGGACACUCAAGGACAUAAUUUACCUAGCUUCAAUGUACCUGCUCAACAGCUACAACUUCCUACUUUAACUCUUGGUGCGAAUUUACAUCAAGCAAGAGGAUCAGAAGAGGAAGAAGUGGAAGCUCAUCAGACAGCACCCAGAAGCGCCACUAUCAUUCCACCAUGGAUGUCGCGCCACUUGAUCAGAUAAACUAUGAUGUGGCUCUGUAUGGCCCUUUUUAUUAUUAAGUAAUUAAUUAAUUAUGACUCUAUACCUUGAUGAUGAAGGCAUAAAUCAACUUUGAUAAAUAUCCUUGUUCUAGAUAGAACUGCUUCAUCUUCCUGUGUAGCUUUGCGUCUUCAAGUCCUCUUUUUUGGGUUUUCCUUGUGCUCGA